Molecule: messenger RNA, 1698 nt
Organism: Penicillium salamii
Lineage: Eukaryota; Fungi; Ascomycota; Eurotiomycetes; Eurotiales; Aspergillaceae
Source: the annotation of a GenBank genome assembly
AUGCAAGCGUUACCCCGUGACUUCAGACCGUGUGCUAAGCUAUCCCAGCCCCUUCAUACCACUUUCUCCUAUCGCAAUUACCUUCCCCAAACCUUUCACCAAAACAGAAUGCAUUUGAAUAAGUGGACCACUCUUUUCCCAAUCAUUCAAGAUAUUUGCAAUAUCUCGGGAAUCCCAGGUGUAUCGCUAGGUGUCGUGGAGAACAAGAAGUUCCACACCGCUUCAUUCGGUUACGCCGACAUCACAAGCAAAACUCCCUGCGAUAGCGACACGACUUAUGUCUUAGGAUCCCUUAGUAAGGGCAUUACUGCUGCUAUAGUUGCUUCACUUCACGAUGACGGCACUAUUCCUUCGUGGGAUACUCCACUGGAGUCACUAUUGCCAGUGUUCCAUCGCGAGGAUAUAUACGGCGAAAUCACUCUGAGCGAUUUGCUCACACAUCGCACUGGUCUCGCAGCUCUCGACUCUCUUUGGCUCUCCUCGAACAAUGACCCGUAUCUGCCUAGAUCAGAGGCUAUCCGUCUACUCAACCACGCGCCGGGUGUCCAGCCGUUUCGAACUCAAUUCAUCUACAAUAACUUCGGAUAUGAGAUUCUCGGUCAGGUGAUUGAAAAGGUGACUGGCUCGUCAUUUGCGGAUGUCCUGCGACGUCGGAUCCUAGAGCCGCUUAAAAUGCGCCACACAUACUACACUGGAGAAACGCGUGGACACGAAGCUAAGCCCUAUGCUGCGCUGGAGAAUGGGUCAAUGAUCUCUGUUCCACCGCCACUAUAUGGGAAAGAUGUGUUGAUGGGCUCAGCUGGGGGUAUACGAAGCUCUGUUAACGAUCUAUUAAUCCUCUAUCAAGCCUUCAUGAGUGCUGAGCGCGAGUCGGCCAAUCCCCAGAAGCCUGUUAUUCGGGAUAUUCAACAGCUAUGGAGAGGACAUCAGAAUAUACCUCACCCAUCUAUCAGAGAGCACUCUUAUGGCUUCGGCUGGGCACGAGCCCAAUUACCCGCUCAGCUCUCCCGGGGUCCCGAUCCACUCAGGCCUAUUGUUGGAACAGGAGCAUCAUCGCAGCUCGCAAUAUUUCACGGAGGUGCCAUCACCGGGUAUAACACCUACAAUGUUUUACUCCCUGAAAUCGAAAGUGCGGUUGUCGUGCUCACUAAUUCCCAAUCUUUAAAUGGGGGAGUUGAGUUGAUCGGUGAACUUCUUGUCGAAAUGCUCCUGAACAAUUCCCACAAUGCCGCCGACUAUCGCAAUUUAGCCAAACUAUCGGUCGAUGCUACAUUACAACAAGAAAUUAGCAUCAAUCAGAGGCUUGUCGCAGGCCGGACAGUGAAGAAGCCUUCUAGGCCCCUCGAUGCGUACAUUGGAAAAUAUUUCAACGCGGCUGGCAAUUUUUUUAUUCAAAUCAGAUAUACCAAAGACAAAAAAGGUCUCGAGGUCGCAUACAUGGGCCGAAAUGCAGAUGCAUUCAGACUUUUCCCUUAUCAGAGAGACAGCUUCUUUUGGACGUUGACGCAUGAUGAGUCUGCGAAGCUUGCGCGAGAGUUCGUUUUUCCAAUUGAAUAUCACAUAAUCAAAUUUGACUCUCAGAAUGGCUCGAACGUCUCUUGUCUUUGGUGGAAGCAUGAUGCUGAUCUGCCCGAGCCUGGGGAAAUAUUCGUGCAGACAAAUAAGGGAGAUCACGAACAUGUCAGAGAAGAGCUAUGA